GCGGCGGCGCUCUGAGGAGAAAACCAUGAGGCCCGGCGCGGGCGAAGGCGGCAGCGGCAGCCGGCCUAUUUUUAGCACCUCAGACCUUGAGAAGCAAGAAAAGGAAAGUGAUGAUCUGACAGACAGUGAAGAAAGCAUCUUCUCCGGGCUGGAGGAUUCUGGGAGUGACAGCAUCACGGAAGAGGAGGAAGACUAUGGCAGUGGAGUUGAAGAGAAGUCAGAAGGCGUCUUGCCCUCGGAAAAUAUGCAACCUGGAGAAGCUUCCAAGAAGCACGUGCGAUCGUGCCGUAAGAUCAAGAGCACAGAAACUGAUCAGCAGGAAUCGCCUUUGGAGAACGAGUAUGCAGAAGACAGCUCCGAUGAGGAGGACAUCCGCAACACGGUGGGCAACAUCCCCAUGGAGUGGUACCAGGACUUCCCACACAUUGGCUAUGACUUGGAUGGCAAGAAGAUCUUCCGGCCCAUCCGCACCAAGGAUGAGCUGGACAAGUUCUUGGAGAAGAUGGAGAGCCCGGACUACUGGCGCACCGUCCACGAUAAAAUGACAGGCGUGGAUGUGAAGCUGACCGACGAGCAGGUGGAGCUGGUGCACCGUCUCCAGAGGGGCCAGUUUGGGGAUGUGAAUUUCAACCCGUACGAGCCGGCCGUGGACUUCUUCAGCAGCCAGGUGAUGAUCCAUCCAGUGACGAACCGCCCAGCCGACAAGCGGAGCUUCAUCCCCUCCCUCCUGGAGAAGGAGAAGGUCUCCCGGCUGGUCCACGCCAUCAAGAUGGGCUGGAUCAAGCCACGCAAGCCCAAGGAGGACACGCCUGCCUUCUACGACCUCUGGGCUCAAGAGGACCCCAACUCCAUCCUGGGGCGGCACAAGAUGCACGUGCCUGCCCCAAAGCUUCCUCUGCCCGGCCAUGAGGAAUCGUACAACCCUCCGCCAGAAUACCUUCCCACGGAGGAAGAGAAGCUGGCCUGGCAGGAGCAGGAGCCCUCGGAGCGCAAGCGGAACUUCCUGGCCCAGCGGUACGACUGUCUGCGCCGGGUGCCCGCCUACCCCCGCUUCAUCCACGAGCGCUUUGAGCGCUGCCUCGACCUCUACCUGUGUCCCCGCCAGAGGAAGAUGCGGGUCAAUGUGGACCCUGAGGACCUGAUCCCCAAAUUGCCCAAGCCACGGGACCUGCAGCCCUUCCCCACCGUCCAGGCCUUGGUCUACCGUGGCCACACCAGCCUUGUGCGUUGCCUUAGCAUCUCCCCUCGUGGACAGUGGCUGGCGUCAGGUUCCGACGACGGCUCGGUGAAGUUCUGGGAGGUGUGCACGGCGCGCUGCGUGAAGACCCUCCCGGUGCACGGCGCUGUGAAGAGCGUGGCUUGGAACCCCAGCCCCACGGUCUGCCUGGUGGCCAUCGCUGUGGAGCAGUCGGUGCUGCUGGUGAACCCUGGCCUCGGGGACAAGCUGCUGUACGGGGCCACGGACCAGCUCCUCGAAGGCUACGUGGCCCCAGAGGAGGAGCGGCCUCAGCCAGUUGUGUGGGAGGAGGCCGCUGGAGAAGAUUGGGCCCAGGGCGUGCGGCUCGUGGUCAGGCACGGGAAGCCCUUGAAGCAGGUGACGUGGCACGGGAAAGGGGACUACUUUGCCACGGUGGUGUCCGACAACAGCCACCUGCAGGUGCUGAUCCACCAGGCGAGCAAGCGCUGGAGCCAGGCGCCCUUCCGCCGCAGCAAGGGCCAGGUGCAGCGCGUCCUCUUCCACCCGCUGCGGCCGUUCUUCUUCGUGGCCACCCAGCGCUUCGUCCGCGUCUACAACCUCCUCAAGCAGGAGCUCACCAAGAAGCUGCUCACCAACUGCAAGUGGGUCUCGAGCGUGGCCCUCCACCCGGGAGGGGACAACCUGAUCUGUGGCAGCUACGACAGCAAACUCGCCUGGUUUGACCUGGACCUGUCCACAAAGCCCUACCGGGUGCUGAGGCACCACAAGGCAGCCCUGAGGGCCGUGGCUUUCCACUCGCACUACCCACUCUUUGCCUCGGGCUCAGACGACGGCAGCGUCAUCGUUUGCCAUGGCAUGGUCUACAACGACCUGCUUCAGAACCCUCUGAUUGUGCCGGUGAAGGUGCUGAAGGGCCACGCGCAGAGCCACGACCUGGGGGUCCUGGACGUCCUGUUCCACCCCAGCCAGCCCUGGCUCUUCUCUGCAGGAGCAGAUGCCACCAUCCGCCUCUUCACGUAGCCAGCUGCCCGUCUCUCGGGGGCAGGGGCAGAUGGGACUUCGUCUCUG
This is a messenger RNA of Elgaria multicarinata webbii, 2266 nucleotides long. RefSeq names its product BOP1 ribosomal biogenesis factor (gene BOP1). Gene Ontology annotation, molecular function: protein binding; ribonucleoprotein complex binding. The coding region runs from base 26 to 2218 and encodes 730 amino acids. The record is from RefSeq and is a predicted model, not a curated record. The transcript is spliced from 16 exons. Gene Ontology annotation, cellular component: PeBoW complex; preribosome, large subunit precursor. Gene Ontology annotation, biological process: ribosome biogenesis; maturation of LSU-rRNA from tricistronic rRNA transcript (SSU-rRNA, 5.8S rRNA, LSU-rRNA). Lineage: Eukaryota; Metazoa; Chordata; Lepidosauria; Squamata; Anguidae.